AAAAGAAGAAAAAGAAUGAGGGACAAAAUAUAUAAAAAAAAAGGAUUGCGCUUUAUAGAAAUCACAUCCUGAAACACAAGCAUUUGAUAGCUGGCCAAACACAUACAAAAAAAGGGAUAAAGUGACGUAACAUAAAUCAGAGACCCUGUCUCCUUAUAAACAAAAAAAAAGUUACUCUUACAAAAAAUAAUCUUUUCAGGGUUUUUGCUUCCUAGAAUAACAAUGCCUUUAUCCAAAUCUGAUAAAAAAGUCCUCGAACUGUUGACCAUACAAGCCAAUGAUGAGAGAGAGGUGAAAAUGCAAUUAAACACUAACCAGCUCAGAAGAAUAAAGAAGCAUCUAGAGGAGAAAAACAACAAAAAAAGAAGCUCAAUUUCUCAAUCACGCAGACAAACAUCAAGAGUAAAGUUAACUGCAAAAGAUAGUAUUACCAUAGCUGGCCUUAGAGGCACUCUAGGAAGUAACUUGCUCAGGAUUGGCGACGAGAUUCCAAUAUCAAGCACGCGUUCAAAAUGUUUUUCUUAUUUUUGCAAAAAUGGAAUUGUUGAUAUUAGCGAUAACAGUAAGCAGAACUUACAGCUAUGUUUACUUGGUUCUUAUGUGGAAAAUUUUUUAAAAUCCACAAAGUAUAAACAUACAACUGAUUGCGCCAAUGAUCCCAACAUCAGGUGUUUGGAAAAAAGUUUUAAAAACGUUAGGAAUAAAAAUACCGUCAUGAGUGCCUAUAUGUCUGUUGAGAACUACCAGUGCCAGAAUAACGAAGAAAGAAAAGUCAAGAAAAUAUACAGCCAUAUACUCAAUCAGCACGCCUUCCGCCAUCAUAUGUUUGAUCCAAGCCUUCUAGUGACCUAUUCAGAACAAUCUUAUAUAGUAAAAUUCUGGGGCUAUCUGUUUGAAGAAUACUUUGGUAUAAGAAGCGAUAUUUAUUUGCAAUGGGGCGAUACCACAUCUAAAAGCUGUAAAGAGGCAGGCUUGGGUUUUCGUCUAGAUCUUCGUAUUAUAGCAUUCACUAGUAGCCAGAAUGUUGAUGUUUUAAAUGGUGAAGUUGCAAAAAUGACAGCAGCAAAUGAAGACAAGUACUACUAUGAUAAGCGCAAGGCAGUCUUAGCAGCCAAGAACCACCUAAAUCAUCUUGUCGUAAACACAAAGUAUCUACUUCCUAAAGAUAUUCAUACCAUUUAUAUGCCAAUUGUUCAGAUCAUGGGCAUGAGCUGUCACUUGUAUGUGCUUUCCUUGAUCGAUAAAGGUCUUUAUCUUCUUCAGCGAGUCUAUACAAUGUCCUAUCCACAAUCGAAUCAUGAGAUCAGAACCGGCGCAAUACAAAAAAUUAUCCGAGGCUUUGCCUUGAUAGAAGACAUAUUACAAAACGCUCUUGAUAUCUAUGAUGAAUACAGUAAAGACACACAAGAUAUCAUUUUAAAGAAGAUUAUUAAAAAAAAAGGAUGUCAGAAAGUUGAUAUUAAUGACUGGAUCUCGCUUGUAAUUGAACCAGAAGAUUAUGAAGAAGACAGAGGAAAUAAUGAAGACGAAGACGAAGCCGAAGAAGCCGAAGAAGACGAAGUUGAAGAAGACGAAGCCGAAGACGAUGAAGCAAGCAGUGAAAGUCAAAUAUAAUUUACUAGUUCCUAUCAUUAUAUAGCUUUCCAAAACAAUUUUUUUUUAAAAUAAAAUAUAACAAGAGCUGAAUGUCUUUUCAUUGUGUUCUUACGAAACGAUAG
Molecule: messenger RNA, 1718 nt
Organism: Mucor mucedo
Lineage: Eukaryota; Fungi; Mucoromycota; Mucoromycetes; Mucorales; Mucoraceae
Exons: 9
Coding region: 223-1614 (463 amino acids)
Source: RefSeq, a predicted model, not a curated record